AUGGCUAACCAAACUCCCGCCGUUGUCAUGGACAACGGUACCGGCUUCUCGAAGCUAGGUUUUGCCGGAAAUGACUCCCCGUCAUUCGUCUUCCCGACCGCGAUAGCUACGAAAGGCCCAGCCGCCGGGGCUGGAGGAUCGGGUUCAGGACGACCAGCCGUCGCAAACAAGCCUUCUUUCCUCACCGGUGGAGCUGGGCCUGGCGGUCACUUGAGUGCGAAACGGGGGACUGAGGACCUGGACUUCUUUAUCGGUGACGAGGCCAUUAGCGCUGCUGCUGGACCAGGCUAUGGCCUCCAUUAUCCAAUUCGACAUGGUCAAAUAGAGAACUGGGAUCACAUGGAACGGUUCUGGUCAAACUCCAUCUUCAAAUAUCUCCGCGUAGAGCCCGAAGACCACUACUUCCUCCUCACUGAGCCUCCAUUGAACCCCCCCGAGAACCGCGAGAACACUGCCGAAAUCUUCUUCGAGUCGUUCAACUGCGCAGGAAUGUACAUUGCUGUUCAGGCUGUCCUGGCUCUGGCUGCUUCUUGGACAUCUUCAAAGGUGACCGACCGAUCAUUGACGGGAACUGUUAUCGAUUCAGGUGAUGGUGUCACCCACGUUAUCCCAGUCGCCGAGGGCUACGUUAUUGGCUCCUCCAUCAAGUCCAUCCCAAUCGCUGGUCGAGAUAUCACCUACUUUGUCCAGUCGCUUCUGCGAGACCGAGGCGAGCCCGAUUCCUCCCUCAAGACUGCACAGGAGAUCAAGGAGGAGCACUGCUAUGUGUGCCCCGAUAUUGUCAAGGAGUUUGGACGGUACGACCGUGACAGGACCCGCUUUGCGAAGCACGUUGUUACCCAGCCUGGCGGCCGGCAGGUGACGGUUGAUGUUGGAUACGAGCGUUUCUUGGCCCCUGAAAUCUUCUUCAACCCCGAGAUCUAUAGCUCCGAUUUCCUGACUCCCCUUCCCAAUGUUGUCGAUGGUGUGAUUCAGCAGUCACCUAUUGAUGUCCGACGUGGUCUCUACAAGAACAUUGUCCUCUCUGGUGGAAGCACCCUUUACAAAGAUUUUGGCCGCCGAUUACAACGAGACAUCAAGCACCUCGUCGACAACAGAAUUCGUGCGAGUGAGCAGCGCAGCGGUGGAGCUCGCAGCGGUGGCCUAGAGGUUCAAGUUAUCACACACAAGAGACAGAGACAUGGUCCUUGGUUCGGCGGCAGUCUCCUCGGCCAGACCCCAGAAUUCCGAUCAUACUGCCACACCAAGGCUGAGUACCAAGAGUAUGGUCCCAGCAUUGUGCGGAGGUUUGCUCUUCUUGGCGGACCUGGUGGUUCUUAA
This is a messenger RNA of Clonostachys rhizophaga, 1320 nucleotides long. Lineage: Eukaryota; Fungi; Ascomycota; Sordariomycetes; Hypocreales; Bionectriaceae. The record is from the annotation of a GenBank genome assembly.